This is a messenger RNA of Mesitornis unicolor (brown roatelo), 909 nucleotides long. RefSeq names its product filamin-C-like. NCBI's taxonomy places the organism in Eukaryota, Metazoa, Chordata, Aves, Mesitornithiformes, Mesitornithidae. The coding region runs from base 1 to 909 and encodes 302 amino acids. Gene Ontology annotation, biological process: actin cytoskeleton organization. The record is from RefSeq and is a predicted model, not a curated record. The transcript is spliced from 5 exons. Gene Ontology annotation, molecular function: actin filament binding.
AUGGGUGCCAUGGGGCGGAGAGUUGAGGCCAUGGUGGCCACCGUGACGGUCGUCAUGGGGCUGAGAUCCCCACGUUAUGGGGCCGUGGUCCUCACACCCCUCUCUGCCCCACGGCGCCAGGCCACCGAGGAGCCCCCGGCCACCAGCGAGAACCUGCGGCCCUUCAACCUCGUCAUCCCCUUCACCGUGCAGAAGGGCGAGAUCACCGGGGAGGUGCGGAUGCCGUCAGGGAAGACGGCGCGGCCCAACAUCACGGACAACAAGGACGGGACGGUGACGGUGCGCUACGCCCCCAGCGAGAAGGGGCUGCACGAGAUGGACAUCCGCUACGACGGCAACCACAUCCCCGGAAGUCCCCUCCAGUUCUACGUGGACGCCAUCAACCCACGCCACGUGAGCGCCUAUGGCCCGGGGCUGAGCCACGGGAUGGUCAACAAGCCCUGCACCUUCACCAUCGUCACCAAGGACGCCGGGGAGGGUGGGCUCUCAUUGGCCGUGGAGGGUCCCUCCAAGGCGGAGAUCACCUGCCAGGACAACAAGGACGGGACCUGCACCGUGUCCUACCUGCCCACCGCCCCCGGUGACUACAACAUCAUCGUCCGCUUCGAUGACAAACACAUCCCCGGCAGCCCCUUCACCGCCAAGAUCACCGGGGACGACUCCAUGCGGACAUCGCAGCUCAACGUGGGCACCUCGACCGACGUCUCGCUGAAGAUCACGGAGACUGACCUGAGCCUGCUGACCGCCAGCAUCCGGGCGCCGUCGGGCAACGAGGAGCCCUGCCUGCUCAAGAGGUUGCCCAACCGCCACAUCGGUGCGUGGGGGACGUGGGGACACAGUGGGGACAGGAGGACCAGGAUGUGGGUGGUGGGCAUCCAGGGAGGAGUGGGAUCUGGGGGUGGGGGAUGA